This is a messenger RNA of Adineta steineri, 666 nucleotides long. Lineage: Eukaryota; Metazoa; Rotifera; Eurotatoria; Adinetida; Adinetidae. The record is from the annotation of a GenBank genome assembly.
AUGCAUUUGACAACUUCGCUGUGUUAUUUACUUAUUUUAUUCUUCUCGUUCAAUUGUUCUAUACAAGGACAAAAUACAACUGACGAAAUUUCAACAUUAACAUCAGUAUCCGUUAAUACAACUACGACAACUAUUUCUGAAACAACUACAUCAAACGUAUCAUUAUCAUGUCCCGGAGGUCAUAUUGAUCCACCAAAAUGUGAAAAAUGUUCACAAAAUUAUACAACUAAAAAUGGCACAUGUAUUGAAAUAAAAAAUGAAGUUAAACCAUCACUGGUUAAUGGCCGUCGUAUUUUUCUCAUUUUUCUUGCUUGUCUUCUGACAGUCGUUUUACUUAUAAGUAUGUUAUUUGUGUAUAAACGUGUAAAUCAACAAUAUCAACGUCGUUUACCAUCAAAUCCAGGAAAUAGUUCGAAUACAUCAAAUAUAAGUAAUCGUUUUAGUACUAUGUUACGAUCAUUUCGUUUAAAUAAACGUGGCCGAUAUAAUUUCUUUUCCAUUUCAAAUAACAAUUCAUCAUUAGGACAAUAUCGACAACCAGAUACAUCACGUGCUCAUUUAAAUGAAAAUCCUGAUGAAGCUUUAUUAUUUGAUGAUCCAUAUACAGAUGGUUUUAAUAAUUCAUCAGCUAAUCCAUACAGAACAUUAACACUUUCUGUUACUUGA